AUGAAGGUCACAGUCGAAACUGAGUUGAUGCAAAAUCAAAAGCAUGCUAGUGUAAUGGCACCAGACAAGACGUUUGAUGUCCUCCAAACGUCCGACGGAGAGGCUCUUUUCUUUUCCAUCGGCGAUGACGGGGUGUUUUAUCUGACCCGCGAGGUACCAGCCAGCGGAACAGGCUGGACGAAGAUUGAUCUAUCGUCAUCGAUAUCUCCAAGUUCCGUGACCGCAAAAAGCUUCGCCUUGUGCCAAAAUGCACAGAGCAUGGCGCUUGAUAUGGCCCUGGUCGUCACGAUCGACAAUGUCGACUCUCUCUACAUCUGCCUCGGUCAUUCCAUUGACGAGGAUGGAUGGGAAAACGGCAUCACUUGGGCGUUGGCCCCUUUCGAUGCGACCUCGAAUACCGGACCCAUCACACCACCAGAUCCGUUGACAAUCGCAGAUGUGUUUAUCAUGAAUAUCCCAUAUAGCGGGACGGUCGUUGAGAAUAUAUUUGUAGACAUCCGACGCGAUCCCAGUGACAACGUGGGCCUGCUCGAUCGCUACUAUAUUCAGCCCGGCGGUUCACCCCAGUGGGUGGCAAGGCCAAUGCAAAUCGAUCUGGUCGAGGGCUCUAUCUCGUGCUGUCUUGGACACCGUUCCCAGGAUUAUGAAGUCCCCGGAAUCUACACUCUGGGGAUGAUUGGCUCCGAGACAGAACUUGUGUAUAUUCCUCAAACGAACCCGUUCAGACAUGGCGCAGCCCCGACUCCGACACUCCUCAACGUCCCCACUGGGGCAUCGUGUAUCUCUUCUGCUCUUAUUACUCUCCAAGGCAAUCCAGAUGUGGGAAACACGAACCUCUUCGUCGCAGGCACAGACGGGAUCCAUCUCUUCACACCCGAAAACCAGAAGGAAAACGUCGACUCCCUGUUGAUAAUCCCUGAAGCAUCCGUGGACAAUGGCGGCAUGCUGGAUGGAGUAACUCAACUGGCCGCCUCCAGUGUGGGUGAUACCACUGCAAUUCUGGGGUACAACGCGGCGCAACAAGUGGUGUUUCAUGUCCACUGUCCGGCUGGGAGUGAAUCGACUCCAACCGCUUGGUCCGCCCCGAUUCCCAUCUGUUCGGGGGCAGAGGCCUUUGCGUUCUAUCUCAACAACCGGGCAUGCAACAAUGUGCUGUUCGUGCAUCUUUCGGGCGAGAAUCUGGUACAAUUAACUCAAGAUCCGAGUAACGGUAGUUGGAGUCAGCGGAGUAUUCUACUUCCAUCGACGGACAAUAGCGAUAUGGUGCAGUACAAUAGUUUCACAAGUCAUAUCCAAGUCACUGAUGACAACGGGGUGAAUCUCCCGAAUUCCGGAGUGUCCCUGACAUCAACAACCCCUGUGUCAGUGUAUAUCGACAGUGACUAUCAUCUUCUUACUCCCUCCUUUGCAGUCGGUGUCGAGACAGAUGUGACCGGAGCAGUGACAAUCAUUCAAGAGACGGCAGCAUUAACGAACACUUGCUUCAAUGUGACCCUGACUGAGUCCCCCGAUAUAACGAUCCAAGUCGACCCGUUGACAAACUCCUGGAAAACCCUGUCCAACGUCCAAAACGGGGACGAUUUAGGCGCGGUGCAAAUCCAGCAUGAGGAUGGGUCGACAGAGCCGCUGGUUCCAGACGGGGUUUCGUCAACAGACAAGAACACCGCCGCACAAUGUAUCGUCCAGUUCCUGAAAGUCAAAGACACGCUGCCUUCGGACGGCUCAACCGUCUCACCGCCGUCCAACCCAUCACAGCCCGUUCCGGUCUGGGGGGCGACGUGUGGCUCGGAUGGAUUCAAGUAUCAUGAAGGAGCUAGUGCUGGGAUGUUAUUGCGUUCGGGUGCUUCACCAGAAUCGCCCCUAGACUUCGGUGACUGGCUGGAGGCCACGGCGGGGGAUGUCUUCAACUGGUUGAAAGAGGCGUGGGACAAGGUGAAGCAGUUUGUCGUGGCGGUGGCUGAUGGCAUCUACCACUUUCUGGUUCAAAUCGGGGAUCAGAUCUACCAUGCCGUACUGGAUUGCUAUAACGCUAUUUCUGGUGCGAUUGAGUUCAUCCUGAACAAGAUCGAAGUGGCUUUUGAGAAGCUGGUUGCUUGGCUAGGAUUCAUUUUUAACUGGAGCGAUAUCAAGCGCACGCAUCUUGUGAUGAAGAACAUCGUCAAGCAGUACGCGAACCAGGUGGUCAACUCCAUUGAUACUCUGGAGGGGGAUAUCAACAACGCAUUUACCAACCUGGAGCAAGCCGUUAAUGAGUGGGGCGGAGUGACUGACCCCGGAAUGAGCAACGGAUCACUGGAGCAGAACAGUUCACAGGUCCCUGGGAAUAAUACUCCUCAGUCUAAUUGGGCGAUUCAUCAUACGAAGAAUGGCCAGGGUGUGGCGACCUCAACCUACAACGAGCCGACGAAUGACCCAUCCGGGCUGGCGGGAAUCUUGGAGGACCUUAAAUCCUUCUUUGACAACGAGUGGGACGACGUGCAAGAUAUGCUGAAUCAGAUCCAGGUAAACUGCGCCGCCAACUUUUCCAACUUGACUCCAGUUCAAGUCAUCCAGCAGGUCAUGGCCAUUCUCGCUGAUUUUGUCCUCAAAUCGGCGCAAAAUAUCAUCACCACCGUCAUUGAUGUUGCUAAGCUGCUCAUCGAUACUGUUCUCGGUUAUUUGGAUGCUCCUCUGAAUAUCCCCAUCAUCUCAACACUCUACAAGAAGUUCGUUGGAGAUGACCUGUCUUUUCUUGAUCUGGUCUGUCUAAUUGGCGCCAUCCCAACAACCAUUAUAUACAAGCUGAUUACGAACAACGCCCCGUUCCCCGACAACAGUCAGACGCAAGCCUUAAUCGACGCAGUAGACAUGACAACUAUUGUCAACAUCAUCACCUCCGAUACCUCCAGCCAACAGGUGACCGCCUCGCCGUCUCCAUGCAGGUUCCAAGCCACAGGCGCAUCCUUAUCCGACAUUGUAAGCACGACUCUGAACAUCAGCGCCUGCUUCGGCAGUUGUGUUGUGGCAGUCUUCACCGCGCUCAAGCGCGGCGGCAGUUCCAGCCUGCCUGUCCGUAUUAUCUCUGCAACAAGCUACCUUGUCUACGUGUCCCCCAACAUUACCGGUCUCUGGAUCAACAACAAAGCCUGGUACAACGUUAUGAAUGAUGAGGUGACGGGACUGAGCGUCGUCAAGACAAUCGUUGACAACACAAAAACCCUCUCAGACAACGAGUUGUAUUCCAACGUCAUUUCACCAUUCAUAGAAUCCAUAAUCAAUGUCGUCUGGGUAUUCCCACCCUGCUUUGCUAUUGCAGAUAAUAAAAAUCGACAGCUUAGCGAUUGGUUGUCGUUGGGUGCGAAUCUUGCGUUUGAUGUCGGGGGCAUGUUGACCGUGUUUACUGCCCCUGCCAUCGUGGGGCCGGGGCCGGUCUGUGAUGGAGUUUUUGUUCUCACCGAGGUCCUUUGUAUUGCAUAUGGGGUUCUCUGUGUUUGUUCGGUUGGGACUUAG
This is a messenger RNA of Aspergillus udagawae, 3489 nucleotides long. RefSeq lists its product as uncharacterized. The transcript has a single exon. Lineage: Eukaryota; Fungi; Ascomycota; Eurotiomycetes; Eurotiales; Aspergillaceae. Bases 1 to 3489 code for a protein of 1162 amino acids. The record is from RefSeq and is a predicted model, not a curated record.